AGCACAACCUCGACAUCUCUUAUUGUCAUUAUCACGCUAGGCUUAUAUUUUGCAGGUGUUUUGCCAAAUUUUCUCAUUGUUUUGAAUUGAAAUUCAAAACCGAUGUAACUUGAAUUAGCCGUUGUUGUAAUUAAGAUAUAACUACUAAGAAAAUGACAACAGAAGUAGGUCUUAAAAAUGUGGACAACGCCUGUGAAACAGCAGAAGAAUUCACCAAGGUGUAUUACAAACAACUCGACAAUCACAGACAUUUAAUUUCAAAACUGUACCUGGAUACUGGAUUGCUUGUAUGGAAUGGAAAUGGAAUUACAGGGAAUGAAAAAAUACAGAAGUUUAUUAUGGACCUACCAGGAAGUACCCAUGUUCUUAAGACUCUGGACGCCCAGCCUAUAGCAGAAAGCUUAGUCGCAAAUAAACUAACUUACCUCAUACAAGCUUGCGGCGAUGUUACAUAUCAAAAUGACAACACAAGGAAGCACUUUCAACAGACAUUUCUCAUCGUAGCUGUGGAUGGAAAAUGGAAAAUAGUUUCGGAGUGUUUCAGACUUCAAGUUCCACAUAAUAGUUGAUGUCACUAAUGUGUGAUUUGCUAUUGAAAUUUCAAUGUUUUAUGUUUAAAGUAAUGAAGAAAACAAUAAACUAUUUAU
Messenger RNA from Papilio machaon (common yellow swallowtail), 647 nucleotides. RefSeq names its product NTF2-related export protein (gene Nxt1). Gene Ontology annotation, biological process: protein import into nucleus. The transcript has a single exon. The coding region runs from base 153 to 569 and encodes 138 amino acids. The record is from RefSeq and is a predicted model, not a curated record. Gene Ontology annotation, cellular component: nuclear pore central transport channel. Lineage: Eukaryota; Metazoa; Arthropoda; Insecta; Lepidoptera; Papilionidae.